AAUGCAGCAUAUUCUCUUCACUUAUUUUAAUCACUACAUUAUUCAAUCAAUUUUAAAGUCUAUUUAUGCUUUGAAUCCACUUCAACAGAUACUCCUUCAAGAGAUUCUAGAAAAAGAACACUAUCGAACUUUGAUUCCAAUAGAUAUCAAUGAUAGACAAGGUAUUAUUCCAUGUUUCAGCCUCAUUCAAUUUUAUGUUUAUAAAUUUUAAGAUAUCAAAGAUUAAUAACCAAAUAGAUUAAUUUUACUAGCACAAUAGUUAUUCUAGAUUGUUCAUCUACAAGUUCUUAUUACUAAAUUGAAUGGAUCCUAAGCUAAUUACAAAGAUGACUACAUCUGUAAAUAUUUGAAAACAGGCCUAAAAAAAUAACUUUUCAGCUAUUUUGGUUGCAAUAAAUCAAUCAUGGAGAUUGAAAUUUUUAAAUUUUAUAAUAAUGUUUGA
This is a messenger RNA of Paramecium octaurelia, 442 nucleotides long. NCBI's taxonomy places the organism in Eukaryota, Ciliophora, Oligohymenophorea, Peniculida, Parameciidae. The record is from the annotation of a GenBank genome assembly.